AUGCGGCCGCGUCGAGGCGUUAAAAGGUGGGAUUUUUAGAGCCAUUUUUGUCCUUACACUUAAGCUCCAAUGACAAAAAUGCAAUUAUUUCUUUGAAUUUCCUUUUUAUCAUUGAAAAUCAUGACUAAGGACAAUAAACCAGAAGAAUAUUUUAGUUCCCACACUCCCACAGAAAUAAUUACACAUUUCUUGUUAUCAUCACCCGCGUGAAUUGGUGUCCCUCGCCGCGAAAAUCCUCCAGGCCGUCGAUAGCUCAGUUGGUAGAGCGGAGGACUGUAGAGCAGUGGGUAUCCUUAGGUCGCUGGUUCGAAUCCGGCUCGACGGAAUGCCUUUUUUGCCAUUUUUCUGGCAGCCUAUAUUUUAUUCCUUUUUGAAAUUGAAGCCUAAAAAAAUUUUCGUUCGAAUAGGAGUUCAUAAAGUAGAGAACUAAAAAGAAGUGGCAGGGUCAGUUUUUCGGUUUUAAAUCUUUGUAAGCAUGAUUAUUUUUGAUUUUUGUUAAGGCUUGCUCAAAUUUUUUUUAACGAAGAAGGAAAAAAUGUAACUCAAUCCUUAAUUCAAUCUAUUUUUAUUCCCUUUUUCCCAAUUUCAUUCAGAUUCCCCACCAUCGCUGCAAAUGUUACCAACCUCCUGAAUGCACUUUUACUCGAUUAUGGAAAGCAUUUCCGGCCUGGAUUUAACAGUAAGGAGAAAAUUCAAAAGAUAACUAGGAUAAAAGAAAAAAACUUAGGCAAAAAAGCGACCAAGGUUUUCAUAGAUUUAUUUGUCCGCACGAUGGGUCCUGUUGCUGAUUUGUCUUAUGUAAGACUUCCUUCUGGAAAAAUUAUGUGAGAGAAAGAUUCUAGACGUACUCAUUCAACUGCUAUUUCCGCCAAACUUGGACGGAUGAUCGGCUCCAAUUCAAUAACAGCGGGAUUGGUUUCAGACAACUCUCCCUGAGUAUGGCCAUGUUGGACAAGAUUUGGAAGCCUGAUACGGUGAAAAAAAAAGGAUUUUAGGAGAGAAUAAAAUGAAAUUUGCAGUACUUUUGGAACGGAGCUGGCUCUUACAUUCACUCGAUUACCAGUAGUAAUAGAUUGGUUCGGCUGAAACCCGAUGGAACUGUCCUCUUUUCGAGUCGAAUCACUAUCAGAGGUUUAUGGAAAGUUUAUGAGGAAAUGAAGAAAAUGGAGAAGAAGGGGAAAGAAAUAAGAAGAUGAUAAUAAUAGUCCAGCUUAAGCCAUGAGGUUGAAAAAUUCUACCAUCUACCACUACCAUACCAACUGCCCACCAUUUAGUGAAAUAUUUUGGAAAAAUAUCUUUACAUUGGAAAAAGUUAGCGUACUGGGUUGAAAUGAUUUUUUUAUUCAUAAUAUACAGUUAUUCAAAUACCUUGACAAAUGUUUUUUUCACGCCGAUUUUGCUUUUCGUGUUUGGAAAUUGCCUUUGAAAUUUUUUUAAUGAAAAAGUUGAAAUUUUUUUAAUGAAAAAGUAUUUUUCAGGGCCUUUGAGUUUUCCUAAAGGCCAACACGUCGGUACUUUUUCAUGAGAAAGGAAAUUUUUUUGAAUUUUCAUCAAUCAAAAUUUAAUGCGAAUAAGAGCUCGAGAACACUUUCUUCAAAAGAAAAAAAUAACUUGAAAAAUAAUGAACUGUUAUAGCCAGAUGCGAAAUGGACAUGAGGAGAUAUCCAUUGGAUAAGCAGGCUUGUCGGCUUGUUCUUGGAAGUUAUGCUUAUAGUUCCGAUGAAAUUCAAUACCAAUGGAACGUUUUGGAGCCUGACAGAGGCGUCAAGGUUGGGUCUUUCCACCGAGUUCCCUCAAAAGUAACGAAACAAGAGAGUAGAGCACAAAUAUUAGACACAGAGAAUUCAACACUCGAAAAUUUCGAAAAAUCGUCAUUUUUCAACUUUCUUCGAUUUUUCUACAUGAAAAAAUUUUCUUCAGCGUAACUUUGAACACACAACAUACUGAAAUCGAUAUUUGCUCUGAAUUCAAACUUGUUCGAAACGAUUUGCUCCACUAGGAAAAUGUUAGCUUUUUAAAGUUUUUUCCAUAGUAAGCCUGAAAAAAGGCGGAGCUUAUCAAAGCCUUGUGCAAACUGUUCAGAAUAUAUAUAGUGUCUGUGAAAGUAAGGAGAGCUCUCAGGAACAAUGAUGAAAAGUUUGUACUAAGCCUUUAUCUUCGUGAGCGUGUGUGAAACCCUUUUCAAAGCUUCCAGAAGCGUAUUCCUUCUCGGAAAUAUUAUUUAGAUCGACUAUGAAAGCAUCGCCGAUCUACCACAAUAUUCUCUGACUGGGUUCAAAGUCUUUGAUGCUGUCAACCUGACCAGAGACAGUUAUUUUUUAGAUUUCGUACUGGAAAUGGAAAUUUUUGUUCAGCUCAAUAUUCGGCCCUCGAAGUGAGGUUCUUCUUCGAGAGGCAUUUUGGCUAUUUCCUGAUGAAUUUCUACGUUCCUUGCGCUCUGGUGAUGCUUCUUUGUUGGGUGGCGUUCUUCACGAAGAGAGAGGCGACUGGAGAAAGAAUUGGAAUCGGUUUUAUUUUUUGAGUCCAUUCAUGACUUCACAAAGAGCCUGACAAGUUCUAGAGCUUAGUAUCAAUAAUGAAGCCUUGAAAUUGGCACGAAAAGUUUCGAGUCAAUAUAAAUUUUUAACCUAAAAAUCUAAAUUUGAAGAAAAUUUAGUCCAAUUUUUGAAAGUUUUCGCUAUUGAAGUGCAGCCUUUAGUAGCUUUUCAAGCUUGAACUUCUGAAGGCCUUGAAAAGGAAAAGUGAAAGCUUUGUUAAAGUGUUAUGGAAGCUCUCUAGUAAGUCCAUAACAACUUUUGAAGCUUCAAAAGUUUGCUCCACCAAAUAUUGUUCUGAUUGUGUUUCAAUGAAUCAAAACUGAAAAAAAAUGUUGAACUUUUUUCGUUAUAUUGGAUUCUUAGAGGUUCUCAGCUGAGUUUGAAAACAUCAUAGUUCUUUCAUAAAAGCUUUAUAGUCCCCUAGAGAACUGGGGCUCUGAUUGGCUGGCACUUCUUAAAUGUGAAAAAAAAAGUCGAACACUUACCAGACUGGUUAGAGGGAGUUUUCAAAGCUUGACGAGAUAUUUUUGUAAACUGAUCAAAAUUUAAAAAAUGAAUAAAAAUUUCUUCAAACAGGAAUUACCAACGUCUUGACGAUCGUUUUGAUAUCCCUCGACAGCAAGACAGAUUCCCCGAAGGUAGAAAGAAGCUCCGAAAGGCCGCAUUUGGAAUGGCUCACUUUUCCAGAUCGACAUGGCCACAGCACUCGACGUCUACAUUUGGAUCUGUUAUUUCGCCCAUUUGCUCUGUAUGAUAGAGUUCACUGUUGUGCACUAUUAUACCAAAUAUAACACUGGAGAUCCGGAAAUUCAAGAGGCCGAGAGGGAAAGACUCCGUCAAAUCGUGAAGAGCAUUCCGAAGAAUGCUGUCUUGAGGUUAGAAAUUGAAGGGAUCAUUUUUUAGUUUUGAUUUUUUUUUUCAGCAGUAGACAUCGCGCUGGGGGUUUUCAACGUCGUCCAAGUCAACCAAUGAGAAAACCGACUGUACCAGUCAAGGUAGUCGAUUUUUUAAAUCGUUUUUUCAGUUCUAAUUUUAUAAUUUUUAUUAAAGCUGUACAGAAAAUUGGUAUUCUAAACAGGCUUGAAACAAGUAGGUCGCAUUUAAAAUUACUUAUCAGUGCAUCCGACCAUAAAACGACUUCCGCUCGAUCGCGUUAAAAAUCUUAGGGUCGGCGAAAUUUGUAUCAGAAGCUCUUGUGCAUCUUCUACGUAACACUCAACUUUAGCCUGAACUGCAGGGCGUCGAGCCGUUUUAAAAAAGAAUAGAAAAGUAUUUUUAAACCAGGAAUCGGUAUUAAUUCUUUUUUAGAUUCAAAUUUAGGGACCUCGACCUGAAGUUCGACGAAUGAACGCAAAAAUCAGGUUCUCCUCAGUUAGGUAUCCAGCCAAGAAAGCUUCGACCUCCAUGCAGAUGACGAAAAUUGCUGAAGAGGAAGAGGAGGUUAAGAACAUUAUCAUCAUUUUUCUAUCUUCUCAAAGCAAGAUCUACGACUAAAAACUUUUUUUUUAGCAACGAGAAGAGCUGAAUAUUCAAUCUAUUCGGGAAGAGAACGUCGGUUGGCGCUUGUACUACUGGAUGCUGGAUAGGGUACCAUUCUAAAUUAUUUCAAUUCAAUGAUUUUGAUGAUCUUGUUGCAGAACGUGAAGACGGACCCGUUCGGCCUGGCCCAGAACUCGAUCAGCCGUGUCGAUCGCGUCGCCGUCGUCGUCGUCCCUGUCGCGUUCGUCGUCGUUCUCGUCUUCUACUACGAUUUCUACGUCAACCGCCCUUUCGUCUUCAAAUUCGACAAUAACUUCAAUCGCGCUUUUUGA
Caenorhabditis auriculariae is the source of this 4348-nucleotide messenger RNA. The record is from the annotation of a GenBank genome assembly. Lineage: Eukaryota; Metazoa; Nematoda; Chromadorea; Rhabditida; Rhabditidae.